UUUCUGUCCUGGUCUGAGCCACCAGGUGAGGAGAGGAGAGGAGAGGAGUUUCAGUCCUUAGGAUUUGUGUUUCUGGAGGAGAGGGGAGCCUGAGACAAGUCUUCAUCAUGGCUCGGGAUUUUAACAUGCUCCAAAUUGUCAUGCUCCUUCAGGUGCUCUGUCUGGCCCUGGGUCAAGUGACUGGCCCACCUGGAGCUCUGGGCCCUCGUGGUCUCCCCGGCCCUUCAGGUACCCCCGGAGCCGACGGCAUCGAUGGAGAAAAAGGGCCUCCUGGGCCUCCUGGACCUCGUGGUCAGAAGGGAGAUCCGGGCCAGCCGGGCCCAGACGGUCCUCCUGGGGAAGAUGGAAUUGAUGGUCUGACUGGAGGAAAGGGUGAAAGAGGUCCCCGUGGAAACCUUGGACAAAAGGGUCUACCUGGGCCUACUGGACCACAAGGACCAGUUGGACUUGGGCUUCCUGGACUUCCUGGACCAGCAGGUCCGAUCGGUCUUCCUGGGGAAAUUGGAAUCCCUGGUCCCAAGGGAGCUACAGGAUCUUUAGGACCACCAGGUUUGCCAGGACCUCCAGGGAAACCUGGGCCACCUGGGAAGUUCUUGGGUUCAGAAGAAGGCAGUGCUGAUUUCCAGUGUCCAACUAACUGUCCACCUGGGCCUAAAGGUCCUCAAGGCCUGCACGGCAUGAAGGGUCAUAAAGGUCGGGCUGGUAUACUAGGAGCUCCAGGAAACAUUGGAAAGCCGGGCAUAAAGGGAGAUAGUGGGAUCUCUGGUGAGCAAGGAAUACCAGGCCCUCCAGGUCCACAGGGGUUGAGAGGGUAUCCAGGAAUGGUUGGGCCCAAAGGAGAGAGGGGCCCUCAAGGAUACAAAGGUAUUACUGGGCCCAUUGGACAUCCUGGAAUCCCUGGUAAAGAGGGACCUCGAGGUUCUCCUGGAGAGGCUGGUGAAAAAGGUGAUAAGGGUGACCAAGGCAUCAGAGGACUACAGGGAGCAGUUGGAAAGAAGGGAGAGAACGGUCUCCCAGGGAUUGAUGGCAAAGACGGCACCCCUGGCAUUCCAGGAAUAAAGGGUGCUCCAGGACAGAAUGGAAGACCUGGUCCACCAGGCCACCAGGGGACAGCAGGUUUGCCUGGAAGUCCUGGCACCAAGGGUGGUGUGGGUGCUAAGGGUGAGCCAGGACCUAGAGGUUUUAUAGGAAUGUCUGGUGCUCCUGGUCCACAGGGUGAGCCAGGACCACCAGGUGAAGCUGGUAUGACCGGAGUUCCUGGGCCAAAGGGUGACAGGGGUGAGAGAGGACCUGUUGGGCUUCAGGGAAUCAUUGGCAAGCCUGGAAUUAAAGGAGAACGAGGGCCAAUCGGUAUACCAGGAGCUCAAGGCCUUACUGGAACCAAAGGAGAUAAGGGAUUCCAAGGCAAAGUGGGAGCAAAGGGAGACUUUGGCGAUCCAGGAGUAGAGGGAUUGGCAGGAGAAAAGGGAGAAAAGGGGCUGUCUGGUGAACCCGGCCCCAAAGGACAGCAAGGAGUGAGGGGUGAUCCAGGACACAACGGACCUACAGGCGAUCCCGGAAAACCUGGAGACCUGGGUCCUUCUGGUCUUCCUGGACCACGAGGCCUCCAUGGAGUGAGAGGUGCACCCGGCAUGCCAGGAAUAGAGGGACCAGCUGGUCAUGAUUUCUCAGAUCAACACAUCAUUGAUGUGGUCAUGAAGAUGCUACAAGAAAGGUUAGCUGUUUUAGCAGUGAGCGCUAAGAGGGAAGCAAUAGGAGGAGCAGGAGUAAUGGGACCACCAGGUCCUCCAGGUCCUCCCGGACGUCCGGGUCCUCAGGGGAGCCAUGGCCUUACUGGUACCCGAGGCAUCCCUGGCAUGAUUGGAGCUGCAGGCCAAAUUGGGAACACUGGCCCUAAAGGAAGGAAAGGUCUAAAAGGAGUGAUAGGAGACCCUGGUCGCCCUCAUCCAGGUCUACCAGGACCACCUGGCUUUCCAGGUCCUCCCGGUCUGGAUGGAGUUGCACGAGACGGCAAACCAGGAGAAAGAGGGCCUCCGGGUGCAGCGGGUCAACCAGGUUAUCCUGGAAAAGUAGGUCCUCCUGGCCUUCCUGGCUUCUGUGAAAUGGCCGCAUGCCUGGCGGCAUCAGCUUACACUUCCCCACGACUCCAGGAAGCUGGCACAGUCAAGGGACCAUCCACUUAAUGCCUUAAAACAUCAGAAGACAAACACACAGCCCUUUCCUUCCUAGGACACCAGCAUGGUGCAACAGUCCUGAGUGGCUGACUUUACAGUUUUUUUUUGUGCGUGUGACUGGGUGCGUGUGUGUGUAUGAAAAAGUGGUGACUAGGAUUCAUCAAAACUGUAAUCUAGGCUCGUCGCCAUCCCACCCUGAGUGCAACGAGAUGUGAAAAUGCCAUCAUUUGGAUAUCAAGAUGACAAUCAGAUCUACGGGCAUCCGUAACUCAGAGACUGAAAUCUACUCCCUGGUGCCGUUUCUUGUUGGUAGUGGUCACUACAUAUGUUUGAUUAUAAAAAAAACAUUAAUAAAACAGGACAUGGUCAAGACUUCACCUGAAAAUUUACCAACAGUAAUAAUCGUAAUAAUAAAAAUCCCAUAACAAUAGUGUUUAAUUUUGUAACUUAUUGUUAAUAACCUCAUGGAAAUUCCUUUAAGCUUAUAGUUGCUGUGUACAUUACGCCCCUCUGUGAGCCUAGAAAUAAACCUAUUCUACUCUUUG
Molecule: messenger RNA, 2719 nt
Organism: Tachysurus vachellii
Lineage: Eukaryota; Metazoa; Chordata; Actinopteri; Siluriformes; Bagridae
Gene: col9a2
Product: procollagen, type IX, alpha 2
Exons: 32
Coding region: 108-2183 (691 amino acids)
Source: RefSeq, a predicted model, not a curated record